Molecule: messenger RNA, 1352 nt
Organism: Raphanus sativus (radish)
Lineage: Eukaryota; Viridiplantae; Streptophyta; Magnoliopsida; Brassicales; Brassicaceae
Product: WD40 repeat-containing protein HOS15
Biological process (GO): regulation of transcription by RNA polymerase II
Cellular component (GO): histone deacetylase complex
Molecular function (GO): protein binding; transcription corepressor activity
Source: RefSeq, a predicted model, not a curated record
AUGGUCGAAAGCAGGAAAAAAGGUGAGGAAUGUGAAGAUGUCUACUUUUUUAGCAGUAUCCAACGUCCUUACGUGUGCUGCCUUGCUACCAUUCCUAGGGCAUUAAGCACUCCGAGCAAACACAAGGGACCUAUUUUUUCCCUAGAGUGGAACAAGAAGGGUGAUUAUCUUCUAACCGGAAGUGUCGAUAGAACUGCUGUUGUUUGGGAUGUAAAGGCAGAGGAAUGGAAGCAGCAAUUUGAAUUUCAUUCAGGGCCAACACUUGAUGUUGAUUGGCGCAACAAUGUGUCUUUUGCAACGAGUUCUACGGACACAAUGAUCUACCUAUGUAAGAUUGGAGAAACUCGGCCCGUCAAAACCUUUGCUGGUCAUCAAGGUGAGGUUAACUGCGUGAAAUGGGAUCCUACCGGUACUUUACUGGCCUCAUGUUCUGAUGACAGUACUGCUAAAGUUUUUUUUUUUAAACAACACAACUUUGUUCAUGACCUCCGAGACCAUACUAAGGAGAUUUAUACAAUCAGAUGGAGCCCUACAGGACCAGGGACCAACAAUCCUAACAAACCGCUAACUCUUGCAAGUGCAUCAUUUGACUCAACAGUAAAGAUAUGGGAUGCAGAACUCGGAAAGAUGCUAUCUAGUCUCAACGGCCACAGGGACGCAGUAUACUCAUUGGCGUUUAGUCCAAACGGGGAGUACUUAGCGAGUGGGUCAGUGGACAAAUCGAUACACAUAUGGUCACUAAAAGAAGGCAAGAUAGUAAAGACAUACUCAGGAGAAGGAGGAAUUUUCGAAGUGUGUUGGGACAAGGAAGGUAACAAACUGGCAGCUUGUUUCGCUGAUAACUCGGUCUGUGUUCUAGAUUUCAGAAUGUAGUUUUUAGAAGUGUAGUAGGAACCGUCUUAACACUCUAAUUCCUAGCCAUAUUUUGUAACUGCACAUAUAUUUAUUAUAACGCUAAACUAGAGAAGAAAGGCAAAACUGUACUUGAGGUUAGAUUUGAUUAUCCUAAAUUGGUUCAUGGUACGUCGAAUAACGAGUAAUAAUUGCGAGAAAACAAACUGCAUAAAGGUAAAAGUAUUUGCAUAUGCAUAUUAUUCAAAUUUAGUUGUCCACAAGCUGUACUUAAAACUGAAAGUGAUUAGUUUAGUACAAACUGAGAGAGCUAUCGCGGACAGAAAACUAUAAAGACUUUGGAGACAGUCUGUCUUUAUGUCCGUCGUACGUCCCGGUUAGGUAAAAACAGUGGAGCACGUGGCGGGAGCUGACGGAGUGAGCAACCACCACGCCAAACACGCUUCUUCUUAUUCCUAACCCAUUUCAUUUUUGUUACUGCUAGUGCUCACCCCGUCUCA